This is a messenger RNA of Schistocerca gregaria, 1552 nucleotides long. Its product is annotated as translation initiation factor IF-2-like. Lineage: Eukaryota; Metazoa; Arthropoda; Insecta; Orthoptera; Acrididae. Bases 737 to 1366 code for a protein of 209 amino acids. The transcript is spliced from 4 exons. The record is from RefSeq and is a predicted model, not a curated record.
CCGCCCGGCGACAGCUUUCGCUGACCUGCCCGCAUCGCUCACGCAGCCUGGCAGUCGAUACGCCGUAGACGGCCGGUGCCUCCGCGAGAGACGAGGAACGCCGGCAAGGCGAGGCUCCGCCGCCCGCGGGCCAACAAGUGUUCGCGCAGCCACUUGUUGCCGCCCCCGCCACAACUCUGCCCGCGCCCGCUUCAGCGGAGUCGUGCCGCAGCAGCGUGGACUCGCACGGUGGGAAGUUGUCACUGCACCUGCCGCGCAGACUAGCCCAGCUGCGGCAUCCUCAACAUCUCGAGACUCUGGCAUCGAAUUCAUUAACUCCCUGAUUUCACUUUUAGUACUGCCUAUUCUAAACUCCUUACCUCCUAGUGAUUUGUAAAGGUGUUCUCAAUAUUACCGACGUAGUAUUCAGUUCCCUGCGUACAAUUAAAUUUCUCUUCAGACGCCCAGUUUCACUGGUCAGACUCCCUGCAGUCUCCAGUACUGAAAUAUUACCUGAGAAGGAUUAAUUGUCUACUGGACAGCAACGGCUCCAAAGAAGCUGUGUCUAGACAAACUUCUACUAUCCAUUACAAUGGAAGUGAUCAAUGUGUGCUACUGUCAUUGCAGUAGAGAGGAUAGAAGGGAGGCUUAGGCCAGUGACCUUCAUCCGGUCACAGGUUUUGGACUGAUCUACUCCGGAAACGGAACUUGGCCACUAUAGCAGCAGGGUAGUUCGGAAGCGAGCAGCCUGGGUCGCAUGCUCGGCCGGGUGUCGUGGCGCUGGGUGUUGGUGGGCGCGGCAGCGGGCGCCGCCCUUGCGUUCGCGCUGCUGGUGGCAGCCCCCGGCUGGCUGUCGCCCGCGCCGCCCCCGGCCGCCUCAGCCGCCCCCCGGACCUGUCGCGCGCCCUCGCUGCGCGGCAUCGCCGCCGCCGCCGCCGCCGCCUCCGCCUCCGGCUCGGCCACCUGCCGCGCUCAGCCCCCGGCGCCGCCGCCCGCACAGCCGACGCCCCCGCCCCAGGCGCCCCCUGGUGCCGCCGCUCUGGGACACAUCGUCAUCGCUGUGCUGCUCGUCGUCUCGGCAGCCGGAGCGCUCCUCGAGGUCUUCCGUGACAGGAUCAAGGACAAGGCGGCAACAGGAGGCGAGGAGAGCGACGACGGCCGCCCGGGCAGGCGCUGCUCUCUGGCCGACCUGACGGUGAGCCGGCACGCACGCCGCGAGUCCGUCCAGCUGCACCAACAGCUGCAGCUGCAGCCGCCAGAGCCCGUCGCCGCCGCUCCUCGGCCGCCGCUGCGUCUGCCCGUUCCGUCGUCCCCUGGCAAAGCAGGCCCAGAAGCAGCCGAGUUCGAGCUUGUGAUUCUUCAGGAGUCACAGUUUCGAGGGCGCUGAAGGCUGGCAGGUCAGCGGUUCACUCGACGUUGGUGGAUAUCUGCCUACAACAGUCAUCAAGGCGACACCGCUGGACCUUCCCUCUGCUCCUUUCAAAAUACUAAUGGAGACGCCUUUACAUGGUGCCAAACGCAUGGCUGCCAAUCAUAGAAACAGGGUAAUGCUAAUUGAAUUAUUGAAACUGCG